AUGGAGCGAUUUCCCACAAUCAGCGAGCUUCGGCAGGCAAUGAAGGUCAUCGUUAGAGUGGUUCAAAACCAAGGUCUGGCAGAGGAAGUCCAGCGCGUAUCAUCCAGCGAGCCCUGCAAGAAAAUCAAAAAUCUUAGUCCGUUCUUAGAUGAGGGCAUACUACGAGUUGGUGGCAGAUUACGCAACACCAGUUUAACGUACGAUGUAAAGCAUCAGUGGAUAUUACCGCAUCAGCAUCCGGUAGUAAGAAGCCUCAUCGCGGCCAUUCAUCGUGAGAAUCUCCAUGUUGGACCCUCCGGCGUAAUGGCUAUUGUUCGGCAGCAGUUUUGGGUCACCAACUGUCGAAAUACAGUACGCAGUGUAACCAGAAGUUGUGUACAGUGUUUUAAGCAAAAUCCAAGGCUAGCAGAGCAGUUUAUGGGAGACUUACCAAAAGGUCGCGUUGAGCGAGUACCAGCGUUCUUUAAGGUCGGGGUUGACUUUGCGGGACCAAUCUCCAUACGUCAAGGAAUUCGCAAGGCCAUACCAGCGAAGGGGUAUAUUUGGGUUUUCGUUUGCUUAGUAACGAAGGCCAUACACCUAGAAGCAGUUGAAAAUUUGUCCACUGCGGCAUUUCUUGCAGCACUGCAGCGUUUCGUAGCCCGACGAGGUGUUCCAGCGGAAAUUUGGAGUGACAAUGGAACAAACUUCGUUGGCGCACGAAACGAGUUGAAGGAGUUGCGUAAGCUAUUCGAACGCGAAGUGACGGAGAAGAAAGUCUUUGAAUUUUGCCAAACAAGACAAAUUAUAUGGAGGAAUAUCCCGCCUUGUUGA
Messenger RNA from Topomyia yanbarensis, 813 nucleotides. RefSeq lists its product as uncharacterized. NCBI's taxonomy places the organism in Eukaryota, Metazoa, Arthropoda, Insecta, Diptera, Culicidae. The transcript has a single exon. Gene Ontology annotation, biological process: DNA integration. Gene Ontology annotation, molecular function: nucleic acid binding. The coding region runs from base 1 to 813 and encodes 270 amino acids. The record is from RefSeq and is a predicted model, not a curated record.